This is a messenger RNA of Penicillium samsonianum, 567 nucleotides long. Its product is annotated as ankyrin repeat domain-containing protein. The transcript has a single exon. The record is from RefSeq and is a predicted model, not a curated record. NCBI's taxonomy places the organism in Eukaryota, Fungi, Ascomycota, Eurotiomycetes, Eurotiales, Aspergillaceae. Gene Ontology annotation, molecular function: protein binding. Bases 1 to 567 code for a protein of 188 amino acids.
AUGAACACCGAACAAACAGCUCUACUCGCCAUCCGGAGAGAGGGGGCAGACAUUAAUGUUAAAUAUCCACCUGGCGGCCUGACACCCUUAUGCUACGCUGCUGCAUAUGGACAUGGAGCCGUGGUGAAAGUACUGCUUGAGACUGGGCGAGUGGACGUGAACUCUGAAGACUCCUAUGGUCGAACACCGUUAUCCUACGCCACUAUGGAGGGGCAUGAAGCCGUGGCGACAGUACUGCUUGAGUUUGGACAAGUGGAAGUGGACUCUAAAGACUCCCAUGGUCGAACACCAUUGUCCUAUGCUGCUGGCUAUGGACAUGAAGCCGUGACGAAAGUGCUGCUUGAGAAUGGGAGAGUGGACGUGGACGUGGACUCUAAAGACUCCUGUGGUCGAACACCGUUAUCCUACGCUGCUGGCUAUGGACAUGAAGCCGUGGCGAACCUGCUGCUUGAGACUAGGCGAGUGGACGUGGACUCUAAAGACUCUCUGCAUCAGACCCCAUUGGAGUACGCCAUGAUGAGGGGGCAUAAAACCAUGAAGAAGUUGUUCAUUAGGUAUUCUAUAUAG